Molecule: messenger RNA, 3465 nt
Organism: Sipha flava (yellow sugarcane aphid)
Lineage: Eukaryota; Metazoa; Arthropoda; Insecta; Hemiptera; Aphididae
Gene: Parp1
Product: poly [ADP-ribose] polymerase
Exons: 19
Coding region: 330-3347 (1005 amino acids)
Cellular component (GO): nucleus
Molecular function (GO): NAD binding; NAD+ poly-ADP-ribosyltransferase activity; DNA binding
Source: RefSeq, a predicted model, not a curated record
GUGCAACGUUGAUUUUUUUUAAAUAAAUACCGAAUAUUGAAUGGCAUUUCCACUUUGCCUCCAAUUUUCUGCCUUCUAAUCAAAAAAAUUACGAUUUUACACAAAAUCAUAAUAAACAAAAUCAGUACUACAUUAUGAUCUGUCAUCUGUAUCAUCUAAAGUAGUGUCAAACACAAAAAUCCUAAUAUUUUUCAUUUUUGACGAAGAUUUUGACCAGAGAGUAACCUUAGUAAGGUUACCUUACUCCUCAUUGGUUUACAUCGUUUUUCAUCAUAACUUUCAACUCGAUUUGUUUCGUUGCACAUUAUACUUCAAAAACUAUAUUACCAAUGGAUGUCGAUGACUGUCCAUAUCGCGUUGAAUAUGCGAAAAGUAGCAGAGCAAAAUGUAAAGGAUGUAAAGAAAGUAUUGAAAAGGAUCAUUUACGACUUGCUGUUAUGAUUCAAUCUCCUAUGUUUGAUGGUAAGAUGCCAAAUUGGUACCAUUUUAGUUGCUUUUUUGCAAAACAGCGUCCAAAAGAGGUUUCAGAUAUUGCUCACUUUGAGUCAAUUAGAUGGGAAGAUCAAAAAAAAAUUCAAGCUAAAUUAGAGUCUGUUAUUGGAACUGUUAUUGAGUCAGUGUCGGAAAAAAAGAAAACUGCUAAAAAACAAACUGUAAACAAAGAUUUUAAUGUGGAAUAUGCAAAAUCAGGACGUGCUGUUUGUUGUGGAUGUCAAGAUAAAAUUGUAAAAGAGGAUAUUCGAGUAGGUAAAAUGGAUUAUGAAGCUGAAGAAGCACGUCGUUUUGGUGGAAUAAAUAGAUGGCAUCACUUAGAAUGCUUUGUUAAACUUAGACAAGAUUUAGGUUUCUUGGCUGCUGCUUCUACUUUAUCUGGUUUUACUAAUUUAAAAGCAGAAGAUAUAACUAAAUUGAAUAAUCUUUUACCUAUCAUUGCACCUAAAACUACUACAGCUGAUUACUUAGAUACAAUUGAUGGACCCAGCUCUAAUAAGAAGUCUAAGCCGAAUGUUUCAGAUGAAGCAAUAAAAAAACAAAAUAAAUUGAUUUUUAAGUAUUUGGAUUAUUUAAAAACUAUACGCUCUAGUGUAUGCAAAGAACUUUUAGAAUAUAAUAAACAAGAAAUACCAGAGUCUAAUCUUGGAGCAAUAUAUGAUAGAUUGUCAGAUAUAAUGUCUUUUGGUACUUUGUUACCUUGUGAUGAAUGUAAUGGUCAACUUGUAUUUAGAAGUGGUAUUGGAUAUCAAUGCUUAGGUUAUAAAAAUGAAUGGUUAAAAUGUGAAAAAAUCUUCUUCAAUCCACCUCGUAUUGAAUUCAGAGUUCCUUCUCAUCUACUUGAAGAUGAUACAUUUCUUAAAAAAUAUAAAUGCAAUAUUCAUAAUCGAUUAUUUGUAGUUUCAUCAAAAGAAUCAUCAUCAACUACUACAAACAAUAAGCGAGAAAUUAAAGUUACACGUAUUGUACCUUUAAAAAAUAUGGAAUUUACAACUAUAUUAAAAGGUUCAGAAUUAAAAGAAAUAAAACUGAAAGUAUCAAAGUUUGGUGGUACAUUAGUUUCUCAAUGUACUAAAAAUGUUGCUGCAGUUUUUGCCUAUCAAGACAGUGUUGGUAAAAAAAGUGUUAAAAUAAAAGAAGCUCAAGAAUUAGAUAUUGAAGUUGUUAAUCCCACUACAUUUUUUGAUGCUAUUGAUAAAGGUGGUAAUGCAAUUGACUUGAUAUCUGAACAAAACCUAGCUCCUUGGGGAGGAAAAGCUAAAGAAAGAAUAAUAAAAAGACAAAAUGAAUUGGAAGUAGAAGAGAAAAACAAAAGAAAUUUGAAAAGUAAUUCUUAUGGAAAAAGUAUGUAUGAAAAAAGUGUGCCAACAAGCGUAAAGUUGAUUUUAAAGGGAGGAGUUGCUGUUGAACCACAAUCUGGACUUGAACACAAAGCACAUGUUUAUAAGCAUAAUGAUAAAGUGUGGAAUGCAAAUUUAUGUUUGUCUGAUGUACAGACUGGUAAAAACUCUUAUUAUAAAUUACAAUUACUAGAGUCUGAUAAUAAAAAUUACAGUUAUUGGGUAUUCCGUUCUUGGGGAAGAAUUGGUACAACAAUAGGUGGUUGUAAAACAAAACAGUAUGAUACUUUAAAUGAUGCCAAACAUGAUUUUGAAUCUUAUUAUGAAGAACAAACAGGAAAUUUAUGGAAAAAUAGCAAACAUUUUAUUAAAAUACCGGGUAAAAAAAUUCCUGUUGAUACUGAUUAUGGACAGGAUGAAGCAAAAAGUAUUGAUUUUAAGAGUAACAUACCUUGUAAAUUAUCCGAACCUGUACAAAAUCUGAUACGUUUACUUUUUGAUGUGGAAUCUAUGAAAAAAGUUUUGUAUGAAUUUGAAUUAGAUUUACAAAAGAUGCCUUUAGGAAAAUUGAGCCGUAACCAAUUGCAACAUGCAUAUUCUACUUUAAGUGAACUAAAUAGUAUAAUAGAUUCUUGUGAUGAAAUAAGCAAAAAAGAAAAAGUUAUUAUGACUACCAAUAAGUUUUAUACUCUGAUACCACAUGAUUUCGGUGUCAAAACCCCUCAACUUAUUGAUUCAAAAGAAAUUCUUAAAGAAAAAUUAGAAAUGAUUGAAAGUUUGUUAGAAAUUCAAAUAGCUUAUAGUUUGAUGGAAGUGAAAACUGAAGACUCAACAUUACAUCCCAUUGAUACACACUAUAUGAAAUUAAACUGUUCUAUUGAUGUAAUACAUUCAGAUAUGAAUGAGUACAGUAUUAUUGAGCAGUAUGUUAAAAAUACUCAUGCUGAAACCCAUAGUUCUUAUUCAUUGAGUAUUAAAAAUGUUUUCAAAGUAAAUCGAACUGGCGAAGAUAAACGAUUCAAACCAUUCAAAAAGUUACACAAUCAUAAACUAUUAUGGCAUGGUUCACGGAUUACUAAUUUUGCUGCUAUUCUUUCUCAAGGUUUACGUAUUGCUCCCAAAGAAGCUCCAGUAACUGGUUACAUGUUCGGUAAAGGUAUUUAUUUUGCUGACAUGGUAUCAAAAUCAGCUAACUAUUGUAUGGUUUCUCAUGGCAAUAAUACUGGUUUAUUACUAUUAUGCGAUGUUGCAUUGGGUAAUAUGGAUGAACAUAAACAAUCUGAAUAUAUAGAAAAGCUACCACCUGGAAAACACAGCUGUAAGGGAAUUGGUAGGACAGUGCCAAAUCCUGCUGAAUCAUUAUUUAUUGAUGAUAAACUCGAGGUUCCUAUUGGCAAACCAAUUCCUUCCAAUGUUGAUGACACUUCAUUACUUUACAAUGAAUUUAUUGUAUAUGACAUUUCUCAGGUAAAACUUCGUUAUUUGGUCCAAGUGGAGUUUAAUUUUAAUUAUUAGAGUUAUAAUACAAGUAAUAAGUACCUAAUGUUCAACUGCCUUACUAUUUUAUUACCAUUUAAAUUUUUUUUUACUUUUUUUAAAGCAGUUCCAGUUGUAUUAUUAUACAUUUUUUUUU